Molecule: messenger RNA, 834 nt
Organism: Thlaspi arvense
Lineage: Eukaryota; Viridiplantae; Streptophyta; Magnoliopsida; Brassicales; Brassicaceae
Source: the annotation of a GenBank genome assembly
AUGCGCCUAGUCACGCCCAAACGUGUGCCUAGCGUGCUUGCUGUGUGCCUGUCUGAGCUGUCAUCUAAGUUGGCACUUCCUGUGGAACCAGUGGCCACCUUUAGGUUCGUCAGCGGCAACUGCACAGCCGAAGUUCGGUUCCGAACGCAACCAUGCCAGUCUUCAGGAUCCCUUCAACGGCUAACCGUGAAGUUCAGCCCCUUCUUCGAGCGGCGCCUUGCCGGGCCACCUCCCCACCACGAACUGAUCGGCAUUAUUGGCAACGGCCGCCUCCACGUCCUUGAUCUCUCCCCGGCCGGCGGACCCAUCUCCGAGAUCGUUGCCUUCGACACAGCCGACGGCGCCUACGAUCUGGCUUGGUCCGAGUCUCACGACUCCUUCUCGUCGCCGCCAUCGCCGACGGCUCGGUCAAGCUCUAUGACCUUUCCUUGCCCCCUGCUUCCAACCCGUUCGACAUUCCACGAGCACACUCGCGAAAGCCACUCUGUUGAUUAUAACGCCGUUCGUAGAGACUCUUUCUCACCGCCUCCUGGGACGACACCGUCAAACUCUGGACCGUCGAUCGACCCACCAGCGUACGCACCUUCAAGGAGCAUGCCUACUGUGUCUACUCGGCUGUCUGGAACCCCCGGCAUGCAGACGUCUUUGCCUCUGCCUCAGUGUGUUUUGUGGGACUAUAUGGUGGAGGAUGCUCUUAUUGGGAGGUAUGAUCACCAUACAGAGUUUGCAGUUGGGCUGGAUAUGAGCGUGCUGGUUGUGGGGCUGUUGGCAAGCACUGGAUGGGAUGAGCUUGUAUAUGUUUGGCAACAUGGGACAGACCCAAAAGCGCCAUAA